AUGGCUUCAGCAUCCCGCUCAACGGGGAAACGUCUUCCUAUCAGCUGUCAGGCAUGCCGAACGAGAAAGAUUCGAUGUUCCCGUGACGGACGGCCAUGUCAAACCUGUGUCCGCCGAGGACUAGGCGCCGAGGACUGCAUUUAUCUCGGUCAGCCCCGUCUGUCAGGCGAGCAGACCUCGUCAGGAGACGUGAGACACAAUGAGCUCCUAGCACGGAUCCGCAAUCUCGAAGGUCUAUUGCAGAAGCAGGUGGGCUCGCAAGCCGGCUCGCCUGCUGGUGCAGUCUCCCCAUUAGGUGCGCUCAGCGCCACGGGUAGCUUCUCCGAUUCCGAAAUGGGGCCUGGUUUCGACAAUUGGGAUUCAAGUACUUCAAUGCUGGGAAGUGUGGGUACCCUUCACACCUCGCCGUCGGGAUAUGUCCGCUAUGUUCCACUACAAUCUCAGUGGGAAUCGGUAGUGGCCAAAGGACCCGCUGCGGAGUGUCUACGCAAUUUCGAUUCGGAUGCCGCUGAGGACGACGAUGAUCUACAGAUUCCGCUGGCUCGAAACGGAAGUGUUUCCCGUGCUGAACUGCUGUCAAUCCUGCCCCCUGGCCAGUAUUGUGAUAAUCUCAGAGAUGUAUACUUGCGGGUUUUCUCCCCUGUGUUUCAUAUUCUCCAUGACUUGACUUUCGAGGCCGAAUAUCAGCAGUUUUGCCAUGACCCUAGCAGCGUGUCUCUCGCAUGGCUAGCUUUGUUAUUUGCCAUUCUAGCCAUUGCAGUUAGUGCGCUAGACGACGACGAUCCUUUGCUCUCUGAUCUCGGACGAGAGAGAACCGUCAGCCGGAACAUUAAGGUGUUGUCUGCUCGUUACAGGUCUGCUGCGUUGCGGUGUUUAGCAGCCGACGGGGUUAUGUCCCGGUACUCGAUCAACUCACUCCAGGCUCUAGUUCUCGUUAACUACGCGCGGAUUCAUCGUGGUCUUCCCAUUUGGACUAUGCUAGGUUUUACACAUCAUGUCGCCAUAUCAAUGGGGUGCCAUCUCGAUCCAGAGAGAUUCCCACUUGGUGCUAUUGAGCGCGAAGAGCGACGGCGUGUUUGGGCGGGAUUGAUGAUGCUUUACACUAUUCAGAACACGUCGUUUGGCAGUCUCAAUCAGCAAAUCCUCUCUCAGGACGUGAAAUUGCCUGCCGAUAUCGACGAUGUCGAUCUUUUGACGGGUCCAACUACGUCCGUUACCUCCGACCUAACGUCCUCACCAACCCGCCCAACACAAAUGACCUACCUCCUGAUGACCUUCCGUCUAUACAAGACAUCUGCCAAGAUAUGUGAAACAAUAUUCAACCAUCCUCAUGUCGCUCGAUUUACCCCCUCACAACUCGAAGCCGAGGUCCUGGCUGUGCGGGAGAUGUGUGAUACUCGCUACCAGCUCGAUACCGCCAACGAGUCUCUCCCCAUCCAUCACCAGGCCAAUCUCAACAUCCUUUACAGCCACACCCACCAGCUCUUUCUGCUUCUCUUCCGCCCCGCCCUAUGUCGAUACCAGCAGGGCGAGAUAACACCCGAGACCUGCACUGCACGAGCCAAGUGCAUCGCCUCCGCCAAAGCCUCUCUCCAAAUAUUCAAGACCCUCUUCGCGUCUCCCCAAUUCGCCCCCUACAAAUGGUACACUGGCGGUCUAGGUAGCUUCCACGCAUUCCACGCUGCAGUAGUUCUAGCGGCUGCACUUCUCAGCCCGGAGAGUACAACCGAAUAUGACGAGAUCAGGGAGCUUCUCGGUAGUGCCCUCGAGAUGUUUGCCUCUCUGUCUGUUCGCAGUAUUUUUUGCAGCAAAGCAGUUCCGGUCAUUCGACAUAUCCUUGACGUCGCAAAUAACUAUUACCAAACACAUCCACCCCUCUUAUCCCAUGCCCGGGUGCACACACUCAACACGUCUGUGGCCUCUACCAUGCCUUCAAACAUGACCCCCAAUCAGACAACUCAACAUCCUCCUUCCAUCAGCAUCCCAGACGGCUACAUUCUCUCUCAACCUCAAUCGCAGUCUCAAUCCCCGAUUACUGUCGCAUCAUCAGCGAGCGACCCAACCAUGCAGUCCACUCCGGGUACACACCUCCACCAGCAGAACUGGUUAGGUCCCACAUCCGUCCCCUGGGAUACGCUUAGUUCGAGCAUCAGUCAAUUUGGAUUCGAUGCUUCCGUCUGGGAAGAAAUGCAUUCGCCGUGA
Penicillium lagena is the source of this 2202-nucleotide messenger RNA. Its product is annotated as Zn(II)2Cys6 transcription factor. NCBI's taxonomy places the organism in Eukaryota, Fungi, Ascomycota, Eurotiomycetes, Eurotiales, Aspergillaceae. Gene Ontology annotation, molecular function: DNA-binding transcription factor activity, RNA polymerase II-specific; DNA binding; zinc ion binding. The transcript has 4 exons. Gene Ontology annotation, cellular component: nucleus. Gene Ontology annotation, biological process: DNA-templated transcription; regulation of DNA-templated transcription. The record is from RefSeq and is a predicted model, not a curated record. Bases 1 to 2202 code for a protein of 733 amino acids.